This is a messenger RNA of Triticum urartu, 1575 nucleotides long. Its product is annotated as heme binding protein. The record is from RefSeq and is a predicted model, not a curated record. NCBI's taxonomy places the organism in Eukaryota, Viridiplantae, Streptophyta, Magnoliopsida, Poales, Poaceae. Gene Ontology annotation, molecular function: heme binding.
GCCGCGCGCAAAAGACACCUCCCCAGGGACAUUCCCGUCAAUUCAGGCAGGUCACGGAGGACGCAAAAUUCCACGCUCCCGAACCAAGCCGGCGAGUCGGAGGCGCCUUCUCUACGCCACCGCCGCCGCGUGGACCAGCCCGAACAAACCAACCUCGAGCUUCUCGCCGUCCCGGGAACGCACGUGCCCCGGGCGUCCACCACGACGCCUCGAUCCGCCCUUGUGCCUUCAUGAGACUCCUCCUUGUCGCGGCGGCCCUGGUGGCCUGCGCCGCCGCGCACGAGCACCACGGCGAAGCUCCCAUUUGCGCCGGCGGCGGUGGUCGCGUGGUCGCGGAGUUCCGUCCCGGGGAGGUGACCCUGGACGGGCACCCCGCCGACUGGGAGGCCGUUGAGGCCUCGGAGUUCGCGUUGCUCCCGGCGCUGGACCCCGACGACGACAAGGCCUACACCGGUGGCAAGGUCGCCGUCAAGGCUGUGCAUGAUGGCGUCAAUGUUUUCUUCAUGCUGCAAGUUGAUGGGGACUAUGCUUACACUAAAGGUGAAAGUAAAAAGUGCCCCUCUGUUGCUCUGAUGUUCCAAGUUGGAGAAAAAGCCACAUAUUACAAUAUGGGAGGGUGCAAGGAUUUGCCUGGUUCAUGUACGAGAAAAAGUUGCAGAGAUCAUGAGGUCGACAUUAUGCACUUUUCAGUUGGAAAUGCUAUUCCUGGACGUCUUUAUGGUGGCAAUCACAUAGAUAAUGCAGCUGGAAACGGAGGUGAUAGAUUUGGCCAUCUUGUUGAUGUCUAUUCAUGGAAUCCCCAUUGCCGCUACCUUGAUGGUAUAGGCCCUAAAGAAAACAAUUCAAAUGCUCAAAAUGAUUGGCAUGGGGCUUGGUGGCACAGUUCCCUGACCUUCCAUUCAGGUUUUGUGGAUGAUGACAGUCCUUAUGGAAAGAAAGAUGACAAAGGCACAUAUUACUUUGAGUUCUCAAGGCCCCUAAGAACAAUGGACCAGUUUCAGCAGGAUGCGCAGUUCACAAUAGGCGAGCCCAGCAGUAUGGCCGUAGCUUUCUGGUACCCAACUGACGGCAAACCAUGGAGCAACUCCCAGCAUUACUCAGCCAGCUGCGACUGGGUGACUCUGGACAUACAGCCUUCAUUGGAAGCCGCUCGAUACCGCCCAGCCCCUAACCGUUCCUGGGAUGCUGCGACCGCCUUCGCCUUGCUCCUUUCAGUGGUGGCCGUUUGCGUGUCUAUCUUUGUGGGCUACUCAGCUUCGAAGAACAAGAGCGGUGUCCAAUUUACACAGCUGGCAGACAUCUAGUUUGGUUGCAGGAAUUAUUUCGAUUGCGUGCCAGCAUUUCAUGACCCACGCCAUCCAUAUGUGAGGCUAAUGGGUUUGUAAGAUCCUUUCACACUUGGACAGAGGGAUUCCCCAGUAUAGUUGCGUCGGGAUAAUCUAGUGUAGGACACAGAAAAUACACAGCCAGUUUCGAUUGUAACGUGCAGCGCACAUUUUCUGUAAAUGAUGUAUUUCAGUUCAUACUGGCAGUCAUUGUUAUUUUCUGCGGGGAAAUAGAGAGAUUUGAUACUCA